GUUUCAAACGUCCGCCGGCGCGGGGACUGGGAGUCCAGGGCUCCAGCUCGGGGACCCGAGGCCAGCGACAGACAGCGGAGGGGUGGCCAUCGCGGACCCCGCCGGGGAGCAGAGGCGCAGAUUCCCUGGAGGCAGGAGCUCCGUCCAGUGACUCGCCCGGCGCGGCCGGACCCGGGGCAGGGGCGCCCCGAGGACCUCGCAGGGCCCCCGAAAGGCCCCAAGGCGCGGCGUGCAGUGAGCGGGAAGUGGUUGGCCGGCGCCCUGCGGCGGCGCACAGCUCCUGACAGCCACGAUGCCGCCCGCGACCACGGUCUCCCUCCGGGAGCUGGCGGACCUCUCCAUCGGCACGCCAGAGGUGGGCGCCGUCAACUUCACGGCCCUGCACACGCUCAUCGUGGCCAUGCUCAAGAACCUCGACCUCCAAAAUACCCGGAUCGACUUCCAGCCCUCGUCGCCCGAGCCCAGCCGCUCGCUGCAGUCCGUCCGGAGCUCGUUCAGCAUCUCACAUCUGCCCGCGCCCAAGGAGGUGCCCAAGGGGGCGCCCCGGGAGAAGCGCAGGGGCGUGGGCCAGGCGCCUUCGUCAGCGCUGGAGAGCCAAGUGAAGGACCUGGGCGGCCAGGUGGAGGACCUGAGCAAGCAGCUCAAGCGUGUGGACGGCCAGGUGCAGGGCAUCGCCACGCACGUGCAGCACUUCUCCCAGGCCAGCGGGCUUGACCUGGCCGCGCUAGAGUGGCCGGAGGAGCAGGAGGUGGGCGCGCGGGCGCUCGAUAGGUUGCGGACUGGGAGUAUCAUGAAGGACGCCGCCGAGGAGCUCAGCUUUGCCAGGGUACUUUUACAGCGGGUUGAUGAACUAGAGAAGCUAUUCAAAGAUCGGGAGCAAUUCCUGGAACUAGUCAGCCGGAAGCUGAGUUUGGUUCCUGGUGCAGAAGAAGUCACCAUGGUCACCUGGGAAGAGCUGGAGCAGGCGAUUACGGAUGGCUGGAGAGCCUCACAAGCGGGCUCAGAAACACUUACGGGAUUUUCUAAGCGCGGAGGGUUCACUUCCUUAACAUCACCUGAAGGGACUCUAAGCGGAGCCUCUACCAAGCAACCAAGUAUUGAGCAGGCUCUGGAUUCUGCCAGUGGUCUUGGCCCGGAUCGGACUGCAUCAGGAUCUGGUGGCACAGCACACCCCUCUGAUGGGGUUUCCAGUAGGGAACAAAGCAAGGUCCCCUCUGGUACUGGGAAACAGCAGCAGCCGAGGGCCCGUGAUGAAGCUGGCAUACCACGACUCCAUCAGUCUUCUACAUCCCAAUUCAAAUCAGACUCAGAUCGUCACAGGAGUAGAGAGAAGCUUACCUCGACACAACCAAGAAGAGAUGCACAAGAUGCACGUCCUGGUCCAGUUCAACAGGACUUACCCUCGGCCAGAGACCAGCCCAGUAGGGUGCCCGCUAGCCAGAGUCAGGUCCAUCUAAGGCCAGAUCGUCGUGGGUUAGAACCAACUGGCAUGAAUCAGCCUGGAUUAGUGCCUGCUAGCACUUACCCACAUGGUGUGGUACCCCUCAGCAUGGGUCAGCUUGGUGUGCCACCACCUGAAAUGGAUGAUCGGGAAUUGAUACCAUUUGUCAUGGAUGAGCAAUGUAUGUUGCCACCAUCAGUACCUGGCAGAGACCAGCAAGGAUUGGAACUACCUAGCACAGACCAACAUGGUCUGGUUUCAGUCAGUGCAUAUCAGCAUGGUAUGACAUUUCCCGGCACAGACCAACGCAGUAUGGAACCACUUGGCAUGGAUCGGCGUGGAUUUGUAAUAUCAGGCAUGGGUCAGCAAGGACUAGUACCCCCUGGUAUGGACCAGCAAGGAUUGACAUUGCCUGUCGUCGAUCAACAUGGCCUGGUUCUACCUUUUACAGACCAGCAUGGUUUGGUAUCACCUGGUUUGAUGCCAAUUAGUGCAGAUCAGCAAGGUUUUGUGCAGCCCAGUUUGGAAGCAACUGGCUUCAUACAACCUGGCACAGAGCAGCAUGAUUUGAUCCAGUCUGGCAGAUUUCAGCAUGCUUUGGUGCAGCGUGGUGCAUAUCAGCCUGGCUUGGUCCAACCUGGUGCAGAUCAGCGUGGUUUGGUCCGGCCUGGAAUGGAUCAGUCUGGUUUGGCCCAACCUGGUAGAGAUCAGCAUAGUUUGGUACAGCCUGGCACAGGUCAGCAUGAUUUGGUCCAAUCUGGCACAGGUCAGGGUGUCUUGGUACAGCCUGGUGUAGAUCAGCCUGGCAUGGUCCAACCUGGCAGAUUUCAGCAUGCUUUGGUGCAGCCUGGUGCAUAUCAGCCUGGCUUGGUCCAACCUGGUGCAGAUCAGAUUGAUGUGGUGCAAUCUGGUGCAGAUCAGCAUGGUUUGGUACAAUCUGGUGCAGAUCAGAGUGAUUUGGCUCAACCUGGUGCAGUUCAGCAUGGUUUGGUCCAACCUGGAGUAGAUCAGCGUGGUUUGGCACAACCUCAUGAAGAUCAGCGUGGUUUGGUCCCACCUGGUGCAGAUCAGCGUGGUUUGGUCCAACCUGGUGCAGAUCAGCAUGGUUUGGUCCAACCUGGAGUGGAUCAGCGUGGUUUGGUUCAACCUGGUGCAGUUCAGCGUGGUUUGGUGCAACCUGGUGCAGUUCAGCAUGGUUUGGUCCAACCUGGAGUGGAUCAGCGUGGUUUGGUUCAACCUGGUGCAGUUCAGCGUGGUUUGGUCCAACCUGGAGUGGAUCAGCGUGGUUUGGUUCAACCUGGUGCAGUUCAGCAUGGUUUUGUCCAACCUGGUGCAGAUCAGCGUGGUUUGGUCCAACCUGCAGUGGAUCAGCGUGGUUUGGUGCAACCUGGAGUGGAUCAGCAUGGUUUGGUGCAACCUGGAGUGGAUCAGCGUGGUUUGGUCCAACCUGGAAUGGACCAGCGUGGUUUGAUCCAACCUGGUGCAGAUCAGCCUGGUUUGGUCCAGCCUGGUGCAGGUCAGCUGGGUAUGGUGCAGCCUGGAAUAGGUCAGCAAGGUAUGGUGCAACCUCAGGCAGAUCCACAUGGCCUGGUACAACCUGGUGCCUAUCCUCUUGGUUUGGUACAACCUGGUGCAUAUUUGCAUGAUUUGUCUCAACCUGGGACAUAUCCACGUGGUCUGGUGCAGCCUGGAAUGGAUCAGUAUGGUUUGAAACAACCUGGUGCAUAUCAGCCAGGCUUGAUAGCACCAGGCACAAAGCUUCGUGGCUCUUCAACAUUCCAGGCAGAUUCUACAGGUUUUAUAUCAGUACGUCCAUAUCAACAUGGUAUGGUACCUCCUGGCAGAGAACAAUAUGGCCAGGUGUCACCACUCCUAGCCAGUCAAGGUUUGGCAUCACCUGGUAUAGACCGAAGGAGUUUGGUACCACCAGAAACUUAUCAGCAAGGUUUGAUGCAUCCUGGCACAGACCAGCAUGGCCCAAUACCACUGAGUACAGGUUUGGGAUCUACACACCCAGAUCAACAGCAUUUGGCAUCACCUGGCCCGGGUGAGCAUGACCAGGUAUACCCAGAUGCAGCUCAGCAUGGCCAUGCUUUCUCUCUCUUUGACAGUCGUGAUUCAAUGUAUCCUGGUUAUCGUGGCCCAGGGUAUCUAAGUGCUGAUCAGCAUGGCCAGGAAGGUUUGGAUCCAAAUAGAACACGAGCCUCGGACCGACGUGGAAUUCCUGCCCAGAAGGCCCCAGGCCAAGAUGUCACUCUUUUCAGGAGUCCAGACUCCGUCGACCGAGUCUCAUCAGAAGGGAGCGAAGUCUCGAGUGAAGUCCUGAGUGAGCGACGCGAUUCACUGUGUAGAAUGAGUUCUAGUUUCCCCACGGCAGUGGAGACAUUUCGUCUGAUGGGAGAGCUCAGUAACCUCUAUGUGGGGCUAAAGGAGAGUAUGAAGGAUCUGGAUGAGGAGCAGGCCGGCCAAACCGACUUGGAGAAGAUCCAGUUCCUGCUGGCACAGAUAGUCAAAAGGACCAUACCUCCUGAACUGCAGGAGCAGCUGAAGACCGUAAAGAUGCUAGCCAAAGAAGUUUGGCAGGAAAAAGCAAAAGUGGAAAGGCUGCAGAGGAUCCUGGAAGGGGAAGGGAAUCAAGAAGCAGGGAAGGAACUGAAAGCUGGAGAGCUGAGAUUGCAGCUGGGUGUCCUCAGAGUCACCGUGGCUGACAUAGAGAAGGAGCUGGCCGAGUUGAGGGAGAGCCAAGACAGGGGCAAGGCUGCCAUGGAAAAUUCUGUCUCUGAAGCCUCCCUUUACCUGCAGGACCAGUUGGACAAGCUCAGGAUGAUCAUUGAGAGCAUGCUGACCUCCUCCUCCACGCUCCUGUCCAUGAGCAUGGCCCCGCACAAGGCCCACACCUUGGCUCCUGGCCAGAUCGACCCUGAGGCCACCUGUCCAGCCUGCAGCCUGGAUGUGAGCCAUCAGGUCAGCACGCUGGUGCGGCGCUAUGAGCAACUCCAAGACAUGGUCAACAGCCUGGCCAUCUCCCGACCCUCCAAGAAGGCCAAGCUCCAGAGACAGGACGAGGAGCUGCUGGGCCAUGUGCAGAGUGCCAUCCUGCAGGUGCAGGGUGACUGCGAGAAGCUCAACAUCACCACCAGCAACCUCAUCGAGGACCAUCGGCAGAAACAGAAGGACAUUGCUAUGCUGUACCAGGGUCUGGAGAAGCUCGAAAAGGAAAAGGCCAACAGGGAGCACCUGGAGAUGGAGAUCGAUGUGAAAGCCGACAAGAGUGCUCUGGCCACCAAAGUGAGCCGUGUCCAGUUUGAUGCCACCACGGAGCAGCUGAACCACAUGAUGCAGGAGCUGGUGGCCAAGAUGAGCGGGCAGGAGCAGGACUGGCAGAAGAUGCUGGACAAGCUGCUCACAGAGAUGGACAACAAGCUGGACCGCCUGGAGCUGGACCCAGUGAAGCAGUUGCUGGAGGAUCGGUGGAAAUCGCUGCGACAGCAGCUCAAGGAGCGCCCCCCACUCUACCAGGCAGACGAGGCGGCUGCCAUGCGGAGGCAGCUCCUGGCACAUUUCCACUGCCUCUCAUGUGACCGGCCCUUGGAGACACCUGUGACUGAACAUGCCAUCCCCGUGACCCCCGCGGGUCCAGGCCUACCUGGGCACCAUUCCAUCCGCCCCUACACGGUGUUUGAACUGGAGCAGGUCCGGCAGCAUAGCCGCAACCUCAAGCUGGGCAGCGCCUUCCCUCGGGGUGACCUGGCGCAGAUGGAGCAGAGCGUGGGGCGCCUGCGCUCCAUGCACUCCAAGAUGCUGAUGAACAUUGAGAAGGUGCAGAUCCACUUCGGGGGCUCCACCAAGGCCAGCAGCCAGAUAAUCCGCGAGCUGCUGCACGCCCAGUGCCUGGGCUCCCCCUGCUACAAACGGGUGACAGAUAUGGCUGAUUACACCUACUCAACUGUGCCCCGGCGCUGCGGGGGCAGCCACACCCUCACCUACCCCUACCACCGCAGCCGCCCGCAGCACCUUCCCCGGGGCCUGUAUCCCACUGAAGAGAUCCAGAUUGCCAUGAAGCAUGAUGAGGUGGACAUCUUGGGCCUGGAUGGCCACAUUUACAAGGGACGGAUGGACACAAGGCUGCCAGGCAUCCUCCGAAAAGACAGCUCAGGGACCUCAAAGCGCAAGUCCCAGCAGCCCAGGCCUCACGUGCACAGGCCGCCAUCCCUCAGCAGCAAUGGCCAGCUGCCCUCUCGGCCACAGAGCGCCCAGAUUUCGGCUGGCAACACCUCAGAAAGAUAGACCUUCCUCCGAGGGCCGUCUCUCCCAGCCGAACACAGCCCACCCGCCCAGCUCCGCCGUGGUGGCAAACAGGGGGCUGGAGAGGCACGUGGACAUGCCUCCUGGGGAGGUGCUCGAGGAGCCCACGUGGGGGCCGCGGUCCAGCACCGCUCAGUGAGCGGAGGUGUAAAUAAACAUUCAGGAGGAA
This is a messenger RNA of Pan troglodytes (chimpanzee), 5915 nucleotides long. RefSeq names its product glutamine rich 2 (gene QRICH2). Gene Ontology annotation, biological process: flagellated sperm motility; cell projection assembly. NCBI's taxonomy places the organism in Eukaryota, Metazoa, Chordata, Mammalia, Primates, Hominidae. The transcript is spliced from 19 exons. Bases 293 to 5728 code for a protein of 1811 amino acids. Gene Ontology annotation, cellular component: sperm flagellum. The record is from RefSeq and is a predicted model, not a curated record.